Molecule: messenger RNA, 1962 nt
Organism: Odontomachus brunneus
Lineage: Eukaryota; Metazoa; Arthropoda; Insecta; Hymenoptera; Formicidae
Gene: Ost48
Product: dolichyl-diphosphooligosaccharide--protein glycosyltransferase 48 kDa subunit
Exons: 3
Coding region: 227-1534 (435 amino acids)
Cellular component (GO): endoplasmic reticulum membrane; oligosaccharyltransferase complex
Source: RefSeq, a predicted model, not a curated record
GCAACUCGACAAACCUAUUGUGUGCACCUACUAGACGAUAGUUGGAGUGAGCGAAAUACAAGAGUGAGAUAAAAAGAGAGGGAGAGUACUCCGAGUACUCUCGAGUAACGUUUCCGAACGCAGCCUAUAUCAGGCUGAUUUAUUUCAGAUUCGCUUCUGUGGCGCUCCUUUGGUGUGUGACGACGUGUCUCUACUCGUGGCAAGAUUCUGUCAUAAGUGGUGCACGAUGAAGCUUGUAAAUAGGUUAUUUUGUUUGCUUUUCGCGUUCGUCAGCGUAAAUGCCGGCGGUCCAACUCUCGUUUUACUCGACAAUCUUGCGAUUAAAGAGACACACUCAAUAUUCUUCAAGAUAUUACAGGAUAGUGGUUAUGUGUUAACUUUCAAAUCAGCUGAUGAUGCAUAUCUACAACUUUCCAAAUACGGUGAAUUCUUAUAUGAGCAUUUAAUAAUAUUUGCACCUACUGUAGAAGAAUUUGGUGGUGCUCUGAAUGUGGAGACAAUAACAGAUUUCAUAGAUGGUGGUGGAAAUGUUUUGAUUGCUGGCUCUUCACAAUCUGGUGAUGCCUUGCACGAAUUAGCCUCAGAAUGCGGCUUGGAAAUAGAUGAAGAGGGUUCUGCUGUAAUUGAUCAUAUGAAUUACGAUAUUUCUGACAGUGGUCAGCACACUACUAUAGUAGCUGAAUCAGCAAAUUUGAUAGAUGCUUCAGUUAUUGUUGGAAGUAAAAAUAUUCCUCCAUUACUUUAUCAAGGAACUGGUUUAAUCGCAGAUAUUGAUAAUCCUUUGAUUUUGCGUCUAUUAUCGGCAUCAACCUCAGCAUAUACAUAUAAUCCAGACCAUCCAGUCAAAGAUUAUCCACAUGGUGUUGGCAAGAAUACUUUGCUAAUAGCUGCUCUACAAGCUAGGAAUAAUGCAAGAGUCCUAUUCUCAGGCUCACUGUUCUUCUUCAGUGAUGAAGCAUUUACUAGCCCGGUCCAAAGGGGACAAGGUGGCCAGAAAUAUGAGAAGUCCGGCAACCAAGCAAUGGCUAAGGCUAUGGCCCAGUGGGUAUUUAAGGAAAACGGCGUCAUACGUGUGUCAUCUGUUCACCACCAUAGAGUCGGCGAAUCGCAGCCACCUGCCGCGUAUACCAUUAUGGAUGAUGUAGUAUACUCUAUCAACGUGGAGCGACUGUCGUCGGGCGGCAAGUGGGUGCCGUACGAAACGAACGAUCUGCAGUUGGAAUUUGUGCGCAUCGAUCCAUUCGUGCGUAUGACCAUGAAGCCAGUGGGAAACGGUAGCUAUGAGGGCAGGUUCAAGAUACCUGAUGUCUACGGUGUAUACCAGUUCAAAGUGGACUAUUCGCGCGUCGGACUGACACAUUUAUACAGCACCACGCAGGUGUCUGUGCGUCCACUGCAACAUACGCAAUAUGAGCGCUUCAUACCAAGUGCAUUCCCGUACUACAUAAGCGCGUUCUCCAUGAUGGGUGGUGUUUUCCUGUUCUCACUCGUGUUCUUACAUUAUAAGGAAGACACAAAGCCCAAGUCAGAAUAACUUGUGGGUAUGCGCAAUAGACACAGUAUCUUAUGUAUACAAUUAUGUACUUGUCAUUUUUUGUUUUUGAUUCGAUAUUUACUUCAAAAGAAACCUGUAUUAUUUUUCAAACGUUUGCUACUAUGAAGAAACUACAAAUUAAAAAAUUGGAAGACCUACAGUCUGGUAUUGACAGCCUUUCAUUGUUGUGAUUAGUGAACAACAUAAUGCUACAGAAUAAUGUAGACGAUUUACAUUUAUAUGUGUUGAUUAUAGGAUUUUAUAGUACUUCUUAAUAUAUUAAAAUUGAAAGAAAAAUUUUCACAAAAUUUGUUUUUCUACUUGUGUUUCUCUCCUCAAAGAAUGGAGCAUCAUUCAUAUGUACAUAAAUCAGUAGACAUUUUUAUAUGUAAUACGAUUUAAUAAGCAGAAAUAAAUAUUAAACAUUA